CUAUGAUGUGUACAAUGAUUUGGGUGACCCUGAUGAAAAUUCAGACCUUUUUCGUCCAAUCCUUGGAGGGAAUAAAAGCAAAUUCUCUUACCCUCGCAGAGGAAGAACUGGUAGAUCUGUGGAGAGGUCAAGCCAGAUGGAGACAUAUACGUUCCACCAGAUGAACGACCUCCUAGGCCGCAGGAACCAGACUCCCUUGCUUAUGGAAUUAAGCCAUUUUCUGAAACCAUCAUACUGGUGGUGAGGAGUAUAAUAGCUUUAAAGAAGUGUAUGACUUGUUUGAAGGAGGAGACUACCCUAUGCCUCGCUUGAUUGAAGAUAAUAAAUUUGGGUGGAGGACUGAUGUAGAAUUUGCAAGAGAAAUGAUUGCUGGUGUGCACCCUACCCACAUUCGCUGCCUCAAAGAAUUUCCAAUGACCAGCAAGCUUGACCCUGAAUUGUAUGGUGAUCAAACUAGCAAAAUUACUGAACUCCACAUUAAGAACAACUUGAAGGAGCUCCCAAUACAUGAGGCACUCGCCAAAAAUAAAUUAUUUAUAUUGGAUCACCAGGAUUCGUUUAUGCCAUACCUGAGGAGCAUAAAUGCAGCUCAUACUGCUACAAAGGUUUAUGCAAGUCGAACUCUCCUAUUUUUGAAAAAUGACGAUACAUUGAAGCCUAUUGCCAUCGAAUUAAGCCUACCACAUCCGAAUGGUUAUCAAUAUGGUACAAUUAGCAAAGUAUAUACCCCAACUGAGCAUGGUCCUGAAUCUAUCAUUUGGGAACUGGCUAAAGCUUAUGUAGCUGUAAAUGAUUCAGCCUACCAUCAGCUCUGUAGUCAUUGGUUGAGUACACAUGCUGUGAUUGAGCCUUUUGUUAUAGCAACACAUAGACAACUAAGUGCACUCCACCCAAUCCACAAACUCGUGCAACCCCAUACCCGUGGUACUAUGAGCAUGAAUGCAUUAUCCAGAAGUGAUCUCAUCAAUGCAGGUGGAUAUAUAGAGUCCUUAUUUUCUCAAGGAAAGCAUGCAAUGGAAGCAUCAGCAGUAGUUUAUAAGGAUUGGGUAUUUACUGAGCAAGCACUCCCAGCAGAUCUCCUUAAAAGAGGAUUAGCAGUGAAAGAUCAGCAUUCUCGUUAUGGGCUUCGCCUGAUAAUAGAGGACUAUCCUUAUGGUGAGGAUGGGUUAGACAUCUGGUUUGCAAUUAAUUCAUGGGUUAAAGACUAUUGUUAUUACUAUUACAAGUCUGAUGACAUUGUUCAGAAAGACAUAGAACUUCAAGCAUGGUGGAAGGAAAUCAGGGAAGUGGGUCAUGGUGACAAGAAAGACGAAGCUUGGUGGCCAAAAAUGCAAACUCGUGACGAACUAGUUGAGUCAUGCACCAUACUCAUAUGGAUUUCUUCUGCUCUUCAUGCAGCUGUUAACUUUGGACAAUAUGAUUUUAUAGCAUUCUUUCUAAACCGUCCCACAUUAAGCCGGCGGUUCAUGCCUGAAGAGGGCUCUGAUGAGUAUAAGAAACUGAUUUCUCACCCGGAAAAAGGUUUCUUGUUGACAGUUACUUCAAAAGAUCAUAUCGAAGGUCUGAUUGACCUUCUAAACUUUUUGUCGACGCAUGAUUCAGAUGAGGUUUAUCUCAAUCAAAGAGAAAAUCCUGAUUGGACUUUAGAUACUUAUCCUUUGCAUGCUUUUGAAAGAUUUGCAGAUAAACUUGGUAAAAUUGGGGAUGCUAUUGAGAAAAGGAACAAAGACAAGGACAAAAAGAACCGAGCUGGCCCAGUCAAUUUCCCAUAUACUUUUCUCAUUCCUACGAGUAAACAAGCUGGGAUCACUGAUAGGGGAAUCCCCAACAGCAUCUCAAAGUAAAGCUUGUCUCAUUGUGUUGUUCCUGUUCAUUUCUCUCAUUCAUACUAGUGAAACAUGGAUCACUGGUAGGGGAUAUUCCUAGCAGUUUCUCAAUCUGAAGCUUGUUUCAUUGUGUUGUUGUUCACUUAUUAUCUUUCCCAAAGUUGUGUUACCAAGUGUCUUGGUUUGGUCUGUUUGUAUGUCAUUUUAUUCUCCACCAUGUAUGUUGCUUAAUAAUGCAUGAACCAGAGUACAACACAAAUUAAUAAAGUUUAUUUUAAAGCUUUCUGCAAUGCUACUUAAAAGAA
Messenger RNA from Humulus lupulus (European hop), 2131 nucleotides. Its product is annotated as probable linoleate 9S-lipoxygenase 5. The coding region runs from base 300 to 1844 and encodes 514 amino acids. NCBI's taxonomy places the organism in Eukaryota, Viridiplantae, Streptophyta, Magnoliopsida, Rosales, Cannabaceae. The record is from RefSeq and is a predicted model, not a curated record. Gene Ontology annotation, molecular function: metal ion binding; oxidoreductase activity, acting on single donors with incorporation of molecular oxygen, incorporation of two atoms of oxygen. Gene Ontology annotation, biological process: lipid oxidation. The transcript is spliced from 7 exons.